Molecule: messenger RNA, 1845 nt
Organism: Diprion similis
Lineage: Eukaryota; Metazoa; Arthropoda; Insecta; Hymenoptera; Diprionidae
Product: insulin-like growth factor-binding protein complex acid labile subunit
Exons: 4
Coding region: 1-1845 (614 amino acids)
Molecular function (GO): protein binding
Source: RefSeq, a predicted model, not a curated record
AUGCUGCGAUUCACCGUGUUGGUCAGUUUCGUUCUUACUUACGUGUCGGGUGAUCUCGAGCCGACCUGCGAGAAUCACAAUGAUUCCACCGAGUGUCGAUUUAAUGGUGUAGUAGGGCCGCCGUCGUGUACCGAUGACGAAUGCUACACCAUGUGUUACUUCGAACGUGUUCUAAUUAGCGUGACCGAAAACGAACACUGCGAUUACCUUAAUAUUGCGGACCGUGGUUUGAUAUUGAUUAAAUCUGGAGCGUUUGAAAAUCUUUCCAGUCAAUACUUAACACUGAGCGUAGACAGCUCGAAUUACGUCCAUUUAGACUUUCCUCUGGCUAACAAAACUAAUAACAUUUCGAUCUCAGAAUCCGGAGUUUUUACUGGUCUGCCAAUAUUAAAAUCUUUGAAUCUAGCCGGGCAAACCGUCCAGUUGUCUUCUGAAUUAUUCAAGGAACUAACUGCAUUGAUAAUUUUGAAUUUGGAACAGACGGGCAUCAACCACAUGCCACCAGGAACCUUCAAUAGAUUGUCUCAUUUGCAAGUGCUUAUAAUUUCAAGGAAUCAAAUUACUGCACUUACUUCUCAUUACUUCGAAGGACUGUCUCAACUGCGUCAAAUGUUUCUGGAUAGAAACGAGAUUAACUCUAUUUCAGACGGUGCUUUUGAUGGGCUUCUUGAACUGAUAAGGUUGGACUUGUCUCUUAACCGUAUUCCAGCGAUUAACCGAACCACGUUCUCCUGCCUUCCGAAGGUAACAAAUAUAAACCUGGCUCGGAAUAAGAUAGCCACCAUUGCUGCUGGAUCUUUUGCUAACAUUACUGAAUUGCGAGUACUUGAACUGAGUUGGAACGAUAUCAGGGAAAUUGCACACAGUACAUUCCAGGGUCUCUCUCAAUUGUACUGGUUGAGUAUUUCUGGUAACAAAAUCAUUCACAUACCGGACGGGACUUUCGAAGGGCUGCCUGAACUGGUAGACUUGGACUUGACUGAGAAUCGCAUUACGGCAAUAAAUUUGACAACAUUUUCCGGUCUUGGACAGCUGACUGGUUUAUCGCUAGGACAAAACCAAAUAGUCACCAUUGUUCCUGGAUCUUUUGCAACCACCAGCUUAUUACGAGAGCUUUGUUUGAACCAAAACAAUAUAGUUGAAACCCAACCCAAUACUUUCAAAGGUCUCUCUGAACUCAAACUAUUAGACAUAUCAUCCAAUGGGAUUACCCACUUGCCAGAAGGGGUCUUCAAUGGGCUGUUUAAAUUGAAUGAGUUACGCCUGGAUGGAAACCGUAUUUCAACAAUAAAUCUGACUACAUUUUCCGGUCUCACGCAGUUAGCUUGUUUAAGCUUGAAAAGUAACGAGAUAUCCACAAUAUUUCCUGGAUCCUUUGCAGACGCCGGCAAUCUGCAAACACUUCAUCUCAGCCUCAACAAGAUAGUAGGAAUCAGACCUAAUGCUUUCGAAGGUCUCUCUCAACUGAGACGGUUGGAUAUGUCUGAUAAUGGGAUUAUCGACAUACCGAAACAGGCGUUCAACGGAUUGCCAAGAUUGCGUGAGUUAGACCUGGAGCGGAAUCGUAUUACGGAAAUAAAUUUGACAACGUUCUCUGGACUAGGGUUGUUAACCCUGUUGAACCUGCGAAACAACGAAAUAUCUACCAUCGUUCCUGGGUCGUUCGCUCCCCUCGGCAAUUUAAGGACACUUUGGUUAGCCGACAACGAGAUAAAGGCACUCGAACCUUUCACAUUCCAGGGUUUGGCUAAUCUCAAGUUUUUAUACCUCUUCACCAAUUAUUCUUCCUUUGUUCAGCCAAAUACGUUCAGCGGCUUGCCUACAUCUGUUAAAAUAAUGGAAUAA